Exophiala xenobiotica is the source of this 481-nucleotide messenger RNA. RefSeq lists its product as uncharacterized. The transcript has a single exon. NCBI's taxonomy places the organism in Eukaryota, Fungi, Ascomycota, Eurotiomycetes, Chaetothyriales, Herpotrichiellaceae. The record is from RefSeq and is a predicted model, not a curated record. The coding region runs from base 1 to 468 and encodes 155 amino acids.
AUGUCAAUAAGAUACUUCUCUCCUAUCACUUCCCUACUCCUCUUCCUCUCCGUCCUCGCGACAGUUACAGAUGCCCGCACCAUCUAUUCUCCUAUCAACCUACUUCGUGCCCGCCAGCAGCAGACCGAUCAGUCCAUCUGCGCCGAAUACUCCACGGUCGCCAACCUCUCCAUUGUCGCCGCCAACGCCACCUACCGAGCCGCAUACCUCAAAGCAUCGACUGAAGGUACUGACCCGACCACCGCGCCCCUCGACGCCGCACUUGCCCAGCUUCCCAAUUUCCAGUUCAACACCACGGUCAACAAGGAGUGUGGGAACUUGACUGAGGUAGCGAUAGAGGGCGCCGCGACAAAUUUUACGCAGGGCGUGGUAUUGCAGGAGAACAUCAACUCUGCGGUGCAGAUAGGAGCGAGGGCAAUGGGAAUGGCAAUGAUUAUGGCGAUUGUUGUUGGAGGGUCAUUGGUGUAAUAUAGCGAAAAGA